Molecule: messenger RNA, 548 nt
Organism: Rubroshorea leprosula
Lineage: Eukaryota; Viridiplantae; Streptophyta; Magnoliopsida; Malvales; Dipterocarpaceae
Source: the annotation of a GenBank genome assembly
CCCUAACUCCUUACACACUUCAUUCUCUUGCCGCUUAUCUAAUGAACAGAAUUGAAAUUGUAGCAAUCAAGUGGAGUUUGCUUGCAACGCUUGUGUUUGGUGCCCAAUUUCCCUUGUUUGGUGCUGCAUCAAGUUGUUGUGCAAGAUUGGGUGGCAUGUGGUGCAUAACGUUGUGGAUUGGGCUUGCUAUUGUGGGUUGGACUCGUGACGCUGAACGACACAUUCUCAAACUAAAGCGCACACUCAAAAGUGUUUUGAAAGGUGUCAGCAGUCGAAAAGGAGAUGAAGAGGAGGAGGAGGAGGAGGAGGAGAAGAAGAUGGGGAGGAGGAAUUUCAAUUUCCGAAGGUCACAACAUUUCCACAAACAUUGCUUGUCCACAUCUCUCUUCUUCUGAUUCCGAUUCUUUUCUUUAGGGUUUGUAUCAUUCUUCUUCCGAAUCUCAUGCCGGGAAUACGUAUAUGGUCUGUUAAUCUUGAAUUCUUGAUGUUUUGAUUCUACAUUUUGGUUUUGAGGUUUUGGGUAAUUGGAAUACAGUUAUGGAAUUCGC